Topomyia yanbarensis is the source of this 1743-nucleotide messenger RNA. Its product is annotated as GTPase activating protein homolog 4-like. The record is from RefSeq and is a predicted model, not a curated record. Lineage: Eukaryota; Metazoa; Arthropoda; Insecta; Diptera; Culicidae. The coding region runs from base 105 to 1709 and encodes 534 amino acids. The transcript is spliced from 4 exons.
AUGUCAGUCAGUCGAUACUAAUCACUUCACGAGCAAACUUCCCUGAGCUAGGCGACUACGUCGAGUGACAACAGCGUAUUUAGUGUGAGCUAUCUAGUUGGAUUAUGGGAUUGAAACUGAAAUGGUUCCGGCGACGAAUCACCUUCGAAGGAAUUCCGUCCGCUCCUGAACGUAACAUUCGUAAAAAAGAGCACAGUACCGGUAUCACAGUUAUCGGAGUUUAUCGAAGAAGCGUCAAUUACGAGGAUUACGUUGAACCGACACGGUCAUCCUACUGGGAGCCACCGAAUCAACCAAUUGCUACCACAACAAUCAGAAAACCUACCACGUCUACAACAAUUGGUUCACCGACAACUAGUGCCAACAAAUCAUCUGUAAUAGGUACCAAACGGGCUAUUGAUAAGAUAACACCAACAGCAUCGGCAACGACAGCUGCUAAAGGGCUCUACAAUGGGCGAAUUGAUACACCCCCGCAACCUUCGUACUCACCACCACAGCCACCAGCCAGGCGCGGUAUUCCCAAGACAAAAUCAACUCCCAAUAUUUCAACAAUAGAGCACCAAAGUACGUCCGUUUCAACGCACCGUUUAGAACCCGUUACCCGUUCGAUAGAAGUGCUCAAUGAAGAUAUUUGGCCGGUAACGAAUAAGCACAGUCCAACUACACCGUCGCCAAGAUCCAGAGGAGUCACUCAUAGUUCAACUCACCAAGAGGACAAAUUAAACUAUGCCAGAGAGGAACGUUUGGAUGACACCUUUGAGCAGGCUAGCAGUAAGUCCCGAUCACCAACGAAGGUGACUAAGAAGCUGUUGAAUGAACCCUCAACUUCUGUCAAAGCAGUGUAUAAUCAAAACGACAGUCCGAAAGGAAAUGACAUCAGUCGACAGCCGGAGUUCUUCAAUGAAAUUCUCGAGAAAGUUAACGAUUUGGCACUCGCAGCGAGAUCUCCGGAUAGCAGCCGUCAAAACAAAGCAAUAUUACAAACUCACAGUGAUCUAGCCAUACAAGACCCGUGGCAACCCCACGACGAAGAAGAAACAUUCGACGAUAUCUUUGAAAAAGUGAAAACUAAACCAAGACUACCAACCGAGUGUUCAAGCCCGUCGAAAUUCAACCCAGUAAUAGCUAGCACUUCAACUACCAGUCUAGAAGAUAUUUUCGAACCACGAACUCCAGAAAUUCCUCUAAUCGACAUCGAUCCCAUCAGCGCGAACCCUGACAAGGAUCCUUCAGAUGAUGCGAAACCUUUAAAAUCAAUACUGAAGAAACGGGCACCUGCCCCACCUUCACAACCGCUCGAGCCGCCCAAUCCUUUAAUCCCGUCAGUGGUACCGAUUCCUCCACCACGUUCCAUCCGCAAAGAAGCACCCGCCCCGAACAAGUCAAAUACAAGUGACGAUGAAAGUGACGACUAUCUCAACUGGAACCUAGUGGAACGGCACCGAUCAAGUAUCAACCAUACGGUAGCUGGUCAGGUAGAUCCCGACAUUCUACGAAACGUCCCAAGCAGUCUUCAACAGUCGACUGUAGCGCGAUCCCAAUUCGCAAAUUCACGGGCAAUUGAGGAAGCAGCACCGCGAACGCUUAGAGGAAUGCGGAAUCAACAGCAACAGGAUGUACAACAAUCGACAUCCGAUGGUUUGUUUUUGGGUAUACAUGCGCGCAGUGCUCGUGACAGUGGAUCAAACCUAUCCGAAGCGUCUGCAUAGUUAGCUAAUCUUAUCAAACUCGGCAAUAAAUCAG